UUUUUUUAGCCACGCCCUUUUUUCCUUUUCCUGCAUCAAUCAACAUUGAUAUUGACAGAAUGGUCAACCUUUCUUUCUCCCUCAAUUUCACUCAACUUUUCCUGACGCCCUUUUUUUCUUUUUCCGUCAUUAUUCUUUUACUUAUUUUCCCUCUCAACCAGGUCAAUUUUUGCUUAAAAUAUAGAGCUGACUCGGAUGACAUAGAGCUGACUCGGAUGACAUCAUCGAGCUGGGCUGAGACGAAUGGCACUAAAAUAGGUCCGUGAGAUCACUGAGCUGAAUUACACGGGUCCAAAAAUUUCUAAAAGGGGUAAAAACGGUCAGCAUUUUGUAAAAAAAUAUGAUUUCAAACACGCAAAAACUGAAAAACACAAUGAAAUACCGGACCAUUAGUUCCAAAACGUAGACCCG
Messenger RNA from Meloidogyne enterolobii, 411 nucleotides. NCBI's taxonomy places the organism in Eukaryota, Metazoa, Nematoda, Chromadorea, Rhabditida, Meloidogynidae. The record is from the annotation of a GenBank genome assembly.